Tetrahymena thermophila SB210 is the source of this 1779-nucleotide messenger RNA. RefSeq lists its product as hypothetical. The record is from RefSeq and is a predicted model, not a curated record. The annotation marks the transcript as partial. The transcript has a single exon. Lineage: Eukaryota; Ciliophora; Oligohymenophorea; Hymenostomatida; Tetrahymenidae.
AAAUUUUAUAAAAAAAAAUAAAUAAAUAAAUUAGUUAUAUUCAUGAUGGAUUAAAUAAAUAAUAGCAAUAUCUAAAACUAAUUAUUGUGCUUGAAGCACUAUUAGCAAUCAGAAUACUUGCAAUUUGCCAGUGAUAAUGAAGAAGAUCUAUUUUGCUGCUACAAUUGUUUGUAUGAAGAGUGUUAUAAAGUAAAGAAUAUGAUACCUUUAGAAAAAAUUUAAAGUUGUGAAGAAGAUCAUAUUAUAUUUUCGUGGCCUCCUCUUGACGAGUAAGAUUUAGUUUGUUAGAUAUACCAAAUUAGCCAAUAUGAUAACCCUAUUAGCAUAUAAAAGUUAAUUUAAUUUUUUGAUGAAUUAGAAACAGAAAUUAUAACUCAUUUAUAGAAAUAAAAAAAGGCCUUUUUAGUAAAAAUUAAUAAUAUUUCCACUUAAAAUUAAGAAUUAUUAGAUUUCUAUUCUAAAAUUUCUAAAUUAAGUGACAUAAAAGGUAUAAUUUAGGAUUAAAAUCUAACUCAAUUGCAAAAAGCUAAACAAGUAUUAGCUAUUAUCAACAAAAUGAAAGAAAAGUCAACUGAAAACACACAUAAACUUAAGCAAAUGCUUUAAAAAUCAAUUUAGUAAAAAGCUGUUGAUUUAUAAUUGCUAACGAAGCUUAAAAAUUCUAUCUUAAAGUAACUCAGCUUCAUUAACUCUCAAUCUAUGCAAUAGCUGCAGUAAUUUCUUGAAAAGAAUUACUGUUUGAUAGAGCAAUAAAAAAGUGAAAACAAUUUACAGAAUGAAAACAUAAAACUUUAAGAAAAUGGAAAUCUUGACACAAUUUUAAAAUUAGUUGCAAACAAAACAAAUCAAUGCGACUCAAAAUACUUGGAUUCACUUCAAUCUGAGCUUCUCAAAAUUUAAGUCAUAAUAAAUGACUUGAAAAUAGAAAAGAAUGUUUUUCUACCAAGCAAGCAAUAAAUCAACUUUUAAGAUUUUACUUAAGAGUAAAUCGAUGACAUUCAUUUGCUUAGUAAAAAAAUAAGCGAGAUGAACAACAAAUACAGAUGCAGCUAAGAAUAAGAAAUUUUAUCAUUCAAAAUUUAACCAUCUUCUUAUUCUACUUGUAGAGCUUUGUUUAAUUAAAACAUAAUUAAGCAAAAUAAAUUAAAUUAUUAUUAUAAUUUACUAAAAAAAUACCCUAUUUUCGAGUUUGAAAGCUUUUAUAAGUCUUACUUUAAUUGUAGAUAUUAAUUACAACUUAGCUCUCUAAACAACAGCUAGCAGUAUGGACAAAUAAUUCAAAACAAUUCAAAUUAUAUAUUCUAAGUAGUCCAGCAAUCUAACACUACCACUGCUUAUAUGAAAAUAAACUAGGCUAGCUUGUAUAGAGUAGUAGUUGAAAUGAACCUCCAUAAUGUCUAUAAUAAGUAUUACAUUUUCGUUGGUCUUAUAAGCAACUUUAGUAAAGAUAAUACAUAUAUUUCUGAUGUGAACAAAGUCAACAGUUUUGCAGUUGAUAGGUAAAGCACAAGCAAAGGAGUUAGUAAAAUCGUGAAAGGAAGGGUUCUAAAAGACUUACAGUAUCCCGAUGAUUACAAGCAGAUAGAAAUUACCUUUUGUGUUGAAUCAAAGCUCUUUUAAGUAUGCGAUUACCCUAACAGAGAAAAUGUUAAUGAAAUUGAUGACAACAGAUUGUAUCUGUUAAAUACCAGUUAAGAAUAUCUUUUAGGCUUUUAACUCUUUAAUAACGGCGACAGCAUAACCAUUUUACAAUGUGAAGAAUUAGAGUACCAAAACUGA